CAAGAAGUGAUGCAUCGAACAAGACGUCAAGCAGUGAUGCUAGAUAAGACAAAUGUUAUAUUUGCCAAAGCUAACACUUUGUGUCACAAAGUAUCACAAACACCUGCUUCAAAUAAAAAUGACAGUUUUCAAAAAAUGAAUUUGAGACAAAAUGUUAGGAAGGAAAAUUCUUUUGAGAAAAAAAUUAAUAAAAUUAAAUGUAUUACGAGUAAUGAUGAUAAAGAAAAUACGAAAAUUCCUCUCAGUACCAAUUUUCUGAAGCAUGCAAAGAAGAGGAAGCUACAAAAUUCAAAUAAAGUUGCAAAUAACAAAAUUGAUUCUUAUUUUCAGAAGAAAUCGAAAGAUGAAAAUGACAUUAAUAUGCCUCAAAAAUCCAUUCCUGUUUGGAAACGAUUGGCAGAUGAUAACAACGUACCGGCUAAUAAACAAAUGAAAAAAAUACAUGAGAGGGAUAUUUAUGAUAUUUUGCAAGAUGAACAACUUAUGACAGAGAAGGCAGUUAAAAAGAAAAAGGUUACAAGAAUACCAUCCAAAAUACCUUUAAAAAGUAAAACAAGUAAAGCCUGGGUUAGGAAAGAGAAAUUAUCACAUGCUUCUAAGCGAAAAUGCCUUUCCUCAGUAGAUAACAAAAUAAUUAAUAUUCAAUCAAAUUCUGAAAAUAAGCAUACUGUUAGAUCAAGUGAUGCUAGACAACGUGAGUGCCAAGUACAACUUAAUAAAGAAUAUACCGAGACUGAUCAUUCUAAAGAGGAUAAAUCUGAGAAAGAACCAAAGAAUUUUGAAAUAGUUUGUAACCAAUUAGAACAGGAAAUAGAAGAUGUUACAAUUUUGAAGUCAGCCCCCCAAAAUGCCAGAAAUGUAGCUAAUGAGCAAUGUUAUUCUAGUUUUGAAAAAUCUAUAUUACCUCAGAUGACUUCCACUCCGGAUUCUAAAGACCAGCAUUGUAAUAAUGUGCAACCUAAUACAAAAUUAUCAGAAAUGUCUUCUGUAAUGUGCCCAAAAUCACCAUGUAUGAAUGGGAAACUUUUACACACACCUGAAUCACUACCUCAUUUAACUGUAUCGAAUACUGAAAUAAAUGACAUAACUGAAGAUGAAAUUGUUCUUUUUCAAUCUCCAGCUAAAGAAGAACACAAGUUAAAAAAUGAAAAAGAACUACGCAAAACAGGAGUAGUAAUAAAUUUGUUUCCAGAGGACCCUUGUUUAUCACCAGUGAAGGAUAACCUGGAAGAAUCUGUCCGGAAACCGAAAAAAGCAUAUGAUACACCAAAGCAAUUUGGAAAACAUAUUAUCAAAACAAAAAAGUCAGGUCAGCAGAAGAAAAAAACUACUGCACAGUUAAGAGAAGAGAAGUUGAUCCAAGAAAUGAAUAAGCAUUUUACUGAAGUUGAAUCUUUUGAAAUCUGUGUUGAAUGAUGUAUUUCAAGUACAUUAUAUAUUAUUUGACUCCAAAUAUUUGUAUAAAGAAAUAUGCUGCUUUAUUUAUUCUGGAAAAGUGAUAAUCUAAUAAUAUGUAAUUUUCAUUCUAUAUUAUUGAAUAUAGCAUAUUAAUAAUUCUGUGUUAGUCUUGUAGUACGUAAUUAUCCUUAUGUUUCUUUUAAUUUUCUUUACCCCCUUUUUUGUUAAAUUUUGUGUGCUCUGAAAAUUAUCCGAGUAUCCUGAAUACAGAAGAAAGUGUAUAUGCAUAUAGAUAAUUUUUAUGAAUACUAUCAAUAUUAAUUUAAACAUGUUCUAAAAUUUACAUUUUAGAUAUUUUCAUUUAAAAUUUGUUUUCAGUGGACUGUGUGUUAAUCUUUCACCGUGUUCAUUUUUUUUUUAAAUUUUGCCAGCAAAAUUAAUUUUUUUGCUUCUAUUACUUUUGCUAUUCAUUUUCAUAUGAUUGUGAAUCAUAUAAUAUUUUGAUUUGCUUAAUUCUUUUGGAAAAAAUUGUUAGUUUUUUACAUAUUUCAUAUAUAUAUAUUGAUAGCACUUAUUUUUAAAUAUGGAGUUUUAAAAUUUGGAAACAAAAAAAAAAAAAAGUACUAUAAAAAUGGCAGCUACCAAAUAAUGUUGUACAUAAAUAAGAAAAUGCUUUUAAUAUAUUUCAAUACUGUUAAUGUCUACCACAUUAUAGCAUUAUAUCUAUUGUUAAAUGCAUUUUUACUUCAUGUCAAAAAAAUUUCAAGUAUUUUGUUAUUUCUCUAUUGAAAUGCAUGUAUAAAUUCAGCAUGAACUCAUUUUCAGAAAAUGUGUUUUAUUUAAAAUACUUGAGCUAUAAGAACUGUUUUAUACAAAUUAUUCUUUAUGUUUUUGUUUACAAUUCAUUACUUUAAGUCUAUAUUGCUGCAAGCUGUCUAACAAGAAUGCUGGACAGUUUUAAGUAUAAACAAUGAAUGAAUAUGUGUAUUAAUUAUUUAUUUGAUAUGAUAAAGUUUCAAUAAUUUAUUUUUUCAUCAUUUCAUCUACAGCUGAGACUUAACAAUUUAAAACUAAAUUUCUCCCCCCUCCCAAUAGCUGCCAGCUCUCCCAGUGUCACCAGGAGACCCUUGUUUUUCAUCAAAUCUCCUGGCAGUUUACCGAAUCUCUUUGUUUUUUAUUUUUAGCCUAUGGAAAUAUUUCCCAGCAAUAAAUGAAAUUUUCUGAAUUUUUUUAAACUUAAAUUGUGCAAAUUCCUUUCUCUCACCUCUCAUGAUUUUCUGAUUAUUUUUUUAUUAUUGUUUAUUUCAUAUCAAUUGUAUUUUUUAUUUUAUUUUAUUCUGUCAUAUUAAAUUAAAUUUGAUUUGAGUUGUCUUAAUAUACUGUACACAUUUGUAGAAAUGUAUAUGAUGAUUCAGUGUUUAAUCAGUUUGUAUUUGUAUUUAAUUUUGUUUACUUCAAUAUAUAAUAUAUUACUAAGUUUAUCCAAACAAAUACUGUGUACAUUUAUUUGCAUCUUAUUUAAAAGUACUUUGAUUAAAAAUAAAAGCUUUCCUUCGCA
Molecule: messenger RNA, 2956 nt
Organism: Stegodyphus dumicola
Lineage: Eukaryota; Metazoa; Arthropoda; Arachnida; Araneae; Eresidae
Source: RefSeq, a predicted model, not a curated record